Molecule: messenger RNA, 517 nt
Organism: Symbiodinium sp. CCMP2456
Lineage: Eukaryota; Dinophyceae; Suessiales; Symbiodiniaceae
Source: the annotation of a GenBank genome assembly
GUGCCAUGGCAGGCAUGGGCACCACUGGUGCAGCAAUGGGAGGAGGUUAUGGUGGCUGUGAUAGUUCUGGCGCUGGAAUAAAAGGAGAUUAUGGUGGCUAUGAUAGUUCUGGCGCUGGAAUGGGAGGAGGUUGUGGCAGUUAUGGCGGUUAUGGCGGUUAUGGUGGCAAGGAUUAUGGAUCCUUCAAGGGGGGCGGCAAGGGCAAGGGGCCGGGGCUACCGCAAGACGUGAAAAAGUACAAGACGAUUAUGUGCCGCUUCUUCGAGACCACUGGGAACUGCCAGAGAGGUGAUUCGUGCAGUUAUGCGCAUGGCGCGCACGAGUUAAACAGUCCAGGCACAGGCACUGCCGCGGUGGCCGCCAUGGCCGCCAUAGGCAAAGGCACCUUCACGCCGGGAGCCACGUUCGUUCCUCCGUCGAAGGGCGGUGCGAAAGGUGCCGCUGCCAAUCCGGAAAAGGGAGCUGGAAUGACGCCCAAGGCCGCGGCCACGGUCACAACCACGAGCGCGAUGAACGG